Molecule: messenger RNA, 1011 nt
Organism: Acanthocheilonema viteae
Lineage: Eukaryota; Metazoa; Nematoda; Chromadorea; Rhabditida; Onchocercidae
Source: the annotation of a GenBank genome assembly
AUGGGUUCUCGUCCAUCGUUGCUACAACGUUCUGCUCCACCAGUUCAAUCUAACGGCUCGUCAAACAAAAUUGCCAAGAUCAAUAUUUUAAUUUUAGGUACAACAGCAGUAGGAAAAACAACGCUUUUUCGGCAAUUAAGGUUAAGCGGAAAUUGUAAACCGCUUGAAAGACGUUUCUAUUACAGUAUUUUAUUACAAAAUCUAGUUCAGAUAUACAAUGAUAUCUUCCAAGCUUGCGAAGAAUUAAAUUUGGAUAUUUCUAAACAAAGGAAAAAUUUUGAUAUUAUUUUGGCAAGUAAACAACUGGACAAGCUGAGCAGCAGUUGCUUACGUGCAAUGAAAGAUAUUCCAGAGGAUGAUACAAUACAGAAAUUGAUUCGAACUAGCCAUAAAUUAUCGUUUAUUCAAAACAUUCAGUAUUUCUUCGAUAAUAUUGAAAGAAUCACGGCCAGUAAUUAUAUUCCAACUGAGAUAGAUAUCUUAAAUUCCUAUGCACCAACAAUUGGAAUCGAUCAAGUACAUUAUCAUACUUCAUUUGCAUCAAUCAGUAUUUUGGACAUCGGUGGUAGCGAAUAUUCUCGACGAAAGUGGAACAAAUUCUACAGUAUCAUAAACGUUCUUAUUUACAUUGUUGAUUUAACUGCAUUUUGCAAGCUUCGGAAAGAGCGCCUAUCAAGUGUAGAGGAUGAAUGUGUUACCAUAUUCACGCAACUCUCCAAUAAUUUUACGCUGAAAAAGUCUCAUUUUAUUGUGUUAUUCAAUAAGAAAGAUAUACUCGAUGCUCAAAAACGACCACUGCUUAAUGGACCUCCACCAGGUAGUGCUGAUACAACAGUUUCUGCAGAUGCCACAGCAUCACUGAGUCUAAUUAAAGCCAAAUUCUUGAAUCAUCUAACAAGAAAAAUUUAUCAGCAUACCGUAUCAUUACUUUAUCGAGAUACUUUCGAAGCAUCGGUUAUGGACAGUAUCAGUAAAAUUGCUGCAAAAAAUCGAUCCGUAGCACCAAUGUAA